Messenger RNA from Paramecium pentaurelia, 999 nucleotides. The record is from the annotation of a GenBank genome assembly. Lineage: Eukaryota; Ciliophora; Oligohymenophorea; Peniculida; Parameciidae.
AAUGGAGAAAACUUUUUUGGCAGUGGGUUUAAUGAUGUUGUUGGGAGCCAGCUUCUUCUUGGAUAAUACCUUAGAAGUAUCUGAUGAAACCAAUAAAGCAAGUCUUUUCAAUAAUUGGAAAACAAAGUAUAAUAUAUAAUAUCCAAACAAAAUUGAUGAGAGAUAUAGAUUAUAGGUUUUCAUUGAAAACCUUAACUACAUCAAUGCUUUCAAUCAAAGUCCAGAAGAAAAAACAUAUACUUUAGGAUUGAAUGAAUUUGCUGAUUUGAGUAAAGAAGAAUUUGCAGAGAUUUAUUUGAAACUCAGAGUUCCAAAUUCAGACAAUAAAGAUCCUAAAGACAAAAAUUUCAAAUACACAUAAGGAGCAAUCGAUUGGACUGAUGGAUCAAAAAUUAUAUACCCUGAUGUUAAACACUAAGGAAAAUGUGGUUCAUGCUGGGCGUUCGCCACAAUAGGAGCAAUUGAAAUGAACUCUCAAUUAGUUUACGAAAAAUUAUAUACUUUAUCUGAAUAAGAACUAAUUGAUUGUUCAGGACAAUAUGGAAAUUUAGGAUGCGAUGGUGGUUGGAUCGAUAAAGCAGUUGAAUAUGUUGCAAUGAGAGGUUUGUCUGACAUUAAAGAUUAUCCAUACACGGGUGUGGAUGGAGCCUGCAAGUGGAAUAGAAGAUCAUUCAUCCAUUUUGUAUCCACAAUUAGAAAAAAUAGUUGUGAAGUCUUAGCUUUUAGCGUCUCCUACGAUAUAAUUCCUGUCUAUGUUGAUGCCACUCUUUGGUAAUUUUAUAGUAAUUUUUUACAUUUAAUGAAUAGAAAAUGGAAUCUUAACGACAUGUGAUAAAAAUUUGAAUCACGCAGUUAUUGUUGUUGGUAUUUCAUCUGAUGGAGUUUGGAAGGUCAGAAAUUCAUGGGGAGCUGCUUGGGGUGAAGCUGGCCACAUUAGACUUGCAUAAGGUGAUACUUGUGGCAUUUGCAUUGCGCCAGAAAGUGUUGCCCUUCAUUGAA